Molecule: messenger RNA, 1810 nt
Organism: Mya arenaria
Lineage: Eukaryota; Metazoa; Mollusca; Bivalvia; Myida; Myidae
Exons: 3
Coding region: 119-961 (280 amino acids)
Molecular function (GO): nucleic acid binding; zinc ion binding
Source: RefSeq, a predicted model, not a curated record
AAAUCAUCCAUAGCAUUUAUAAACUUUGGAUAAAUCAACUUGAUGAAUAAAUGACGUCGUUGAGCUUGUGAGCAAGCGCUGUGACCGAUGACAUUUGGUUUAAACCCACUGCUAGGCUAUGUUUGGGGGGACGGAAACAGAAGGCAGUGUUAUGAGGAAGGAGUCGGAGGCCGGUCGUAGCUACACACCGGAAGGAGGAGUUGGCAUGCCACGUGGCCAGGGAGAACAAGGUAGGCCCUCGGGAGAUAAAGAAGAUAUGUUUCAGGCAUUUGGUCUGUUCCGUGAAUAUUUUGAUGCCCAGAUAGAUACGUUGAAAAAAGAACUCUGUAGUAACAAAAGUUCGGUGGAUAAACCGACCAUUCCUAGUUUCAAGAACACUUCCUGUAGAAUUCAAUUCAUGUUCAAUAAGGACAUUUCCUCUCUUUGCCAAUCUAUUAUUGAUUGCGAGAACUUGGACACGGCCAAAGCGAAAGCUAAAGAAUCAUUAAAGAAACUAAAUCAUAGAAACAAACUUGUGCGUUUAGCAGACUCUUCUCCCGGGGGCUGGGCCACUGUUAAGGAGUACGAAACUCCAGACAUUGGCUCAGACAGUGAUGACGAAAAGAAAAUUCGCAAGGCCGAGUCCAAGGCAAUCAAAAAACUCAAAUCUGAUAAUUCAAACAGCUUUGUUUCAUUUUCUCGCCGCGCUGGUCCACCGCCAACGGCCACCGUGACGUCAGCGACUUCCGGCCAAGGCUACUUCUCCAGUCCUGCGUUCUCCAAUCGAGCGACAUUCAUGGUCAUGGGUAGGGAUAGACAGCAGCUUUUUCGCCCCUACCACCCUUACCAAGCGAGGUCCAACGCCAACACCAACGCCAUCUGUUUCGGUUGCGGACGGAAAGGACACUUCCGGCGGGAGUGCGAGCUGGUCGGCGGGUCGUCUGUCAAACGAGAGAGCGGCAUCGGAGGGCCUCAACAAUGAUAAGUAUUUUCAUGAUGAUAGUGACUGUUUGGGUGAAAAUGACAUUGAUAGGCAUUGUUUAGACAAGUAUAGUCCAGUUUCAGGCAUAAGUGUAAAAGGAAAUUUAAAGUCACAUGUUUCUUUUUGGAAAACUAUUGGUGCUAAUCCAGAUGUUGUAGACACUAUAGAAAACGGAUAUAAAAUCCCCUUUCUGAAAAGUCCUGAUAAAUCCUUUUCAAACAAUAAUAAAUCGGCAUUGUUAAAUAUGGAUUUUGUUGAGGAAACUGUAUGUGACAUGCUCAAAAAUGGCUUUAUUAUUGAAAGUAAAACAAUUCCAUAGGUGGUGAGUCCUUUAAGUGUGUCAAUUAAUUCUGUCGGAAAGAAGAGAUUAAUUUUAGAUCUUAGAAUUGUAAAUAAAUGUAUUUGGAAAGAAAAAAUGACAUUUGAAGAUUGGAAAACAGGAAUAGAAUAUUUUGAUAAAGAUAGCUUUUGUUUCAAGUUUGAUUUGUCUAAAGGUUACUAUCAUAUUGACAUUUUCCCAGAGCAUCAGACGUUUUUAGGCUUUAGUUUAAACGGAAAAUACUAUUGUUAUUCAGUCGUUCCGUUUGGAUUGAGUUGUGCCCCUUUUUGUUUUGUUAAAACAUUACGUGAAAUUGUCAAAUAUUGGAGAUACAAUUCAAUUAAGAUUGUCAUGUUUCUCGACGAUGGCUGGGGUACUAACAAGAAUUUUGAAAGUACAACGAAGGAUGCUAAAUUUGUCAGAAAAAGUUUAUUUGAUGCAGGUCUUGUGGUAAAUGAAGAAAAAUCAGUUUGGUAUCCAGUACAAAGACUUGAAUGGAUAGGUUUACUCUGGGACAGUGCACAAUUUUC